AAUAGGCUUGACAGCUCAUUAGAAUGUGAUCCCUCCUCCUUUUUUUUUUUCUUUUUUUUUUCCCCUUUCUUGAAGUUGAUGGAAACUCAUUCAGGAAAGAAGUACUUAUUUGCUGAGAGAGAAGUCUGUGUCUAUUCCUAUUAUUCGUGGUGAAGGUUUUUGUGCUUGGAGAGUGCCCUUCCUGACUUGGCCCCUCCCUUUUCAAAAUGAAGGGGUGCACCUGGGUAUUUGUGGCAACUUUACUUUGUCAGCAGUUUUGCCUCUUCAGAGUUACGGCAGCAAAGAGAGAGAGAAAGAUGAAGAAAGAACCUAAUCAGUAUACAGAGCCUUUCAAUGCUACCCUCUCAAACAGCGAAGAACUGCACGGGCAUCCCAAGAUCCUAGAAUCUCCAGAUCCUCGAAUCACAGAUCCACGGCGGACCUGGAUCUCCUUUGUUCACCGCCCAGACGAUGGCAAUACCUCUAAAAGGAGAUGCAAAGGGAAAGACAAGAAAUUACGUGGCCUUGUUGGGCCCCCAGGACCUCCUGGUCCCCAGGGACCUCCAGGAGCACCUGGUGCUGAAGUCACCCGAGAAGUCCUUCUGCAGGAGUUUAAGGAGAUAUUAAAAGAGGCUGUUGAGCGUCGAGCAUCCCUGGCUAUUUCAGCCCAUCCUAGCCAGCUGCCUCCACUCCUGCUCUCCUUGGAGGAAGUUUCACCCCACAAACGUGUAGAGGAGGCAUUCCAUUGCAAGCUAAAAGGACAAGUCAUUGUAGAUAAGAAGACCCUGGUAGAACUUCAGAACUUCCAGUCGCCUCUGGCCAAAGGAGCUUUUCUCCGGGGGACAGGAUUAAAUCUGGCAACAGGACGUUUCACAGCACCCGUGUCUGGCAUCUACCAGUUCUCAGCCAAUGUCCACAUUGACCACAGCGAAUUGAAGAGUAAAGUCCAACUCCGAGCCAGAGAUAAUGUCCGAGUGUUGAUCUGCAUCGAAUCUCUGUGCCACCGAUACACGUCUUUGGAAGUCAUUGCUGGUCUGGAAAGUAACAGCAAAAUCUUCACUAUCUAUGUACACGGCUUACUGCAGCUGCAGGCUGGCCAGUACACCUCCAUAUUUGUGGACAACAGUGCUGGAGCUCCCAUCACCAUUCAGAAUGGAUCAGAUUUCAUGGGCAUGUUAAUGGGUGCAUAACAUCACCUGCAGCAGCGUGGCAGGGAAGGAUGUGAAUUCGAGCCUUGCAGUGUAUAUUUGACUGAAGAAACCUUUACUUUGACUCUUGAAGACCGCUUCCUGUAACUGUUGGCAUCUUUUUAAACAAGCAAAGAGCCUUUCCUUUCACAGAUACUUCAGCUUGCUUUCAGAAGCUACAGCUUUUCAAGGUCCACACCAAUCCAUUCAUCAUAAAAACUAUAACUUUUAUAGCUCAGAAACAAACUCUGUAAUAUUUAAUUUGUGCUUCACCAGAUGCUAACUGAACAAUACACUGAGAUUUGGAAUUUGUUACAUUAUAACUUUAUUUCACAAUAGCACUUGUAAUCAGCAUGUCUCUUGGGAUUGACUGUGGGGUGUUUGAGUUUGGAAAUGAAGGAUUGAGAGGGGAAGUAAAAUAGUGACUACAUUCUAUGUGUUGUGGAGGAAGGAGACAAGGAUUUGCCAGCAAAACUGCUUUUUUCAUACAAUUGUAAAUGGUAUAGGCCCUCUCUCAUGUUCAGAAUUGGAUAUAUUUGACAAGAAGUAUGUUGAAUUCUCAGACAAUGCCUGUCUCACAGUCGGGAAUCCAAGGUCUGAACUCUUUAAUUGUGGUUCGUGAUAUCUAAGUAUUUCCUUGAUCUUAUUGUUGAAGCUGAAUACCUUGCUGCCUGUGCAGUUUUAUUGUUAUGAAAAGGUAAGGCAAAUGACACCGGUUCUAGCAUGAAGUACCUUACUUGUGUUCUUAUGUUUUAGUAAGAUAUAUAUGUGGCUUUGGAAUGCAUCCCAUAAACAGCAUCCUCUCAGGUGCCAUAUAAUAAUUUUUAAAUGUGUCAAAUGCAUUACACUGGUUGUCAAAAACCUGGCAAAGACAGUGAGGAUAGCAGCUUCAGAUCAGAUAUGUCACCUACAAGGUGCUUGUUGAACUGCAGUGAAAUAAUGAAAGAAAACAUGGGGCAAGGCUUACUUCCAACGGGUGGCCUGGAUCAUAGCGAGUAUAUCUGAGCUCUGUUUGGAGAUUGAAAGUGCUGUCAAAGACUGUCUAGAAAGUCCAUUCAGUGAAUGUUUUCUGGAUUUCUAUAAAUCUGUUUGCAAAUGUAAGCAUUUGAGCCCCCAGAGCUGCUCUGCAUACAGCUUCAGGCUAUAAACUCAUUUUAACAAAGUAAAAGGGUAUUGAUAUUUCAUGGGGUUAAGGUGUGUUACCCAAGAUGUGGUAACAUCCUUGUGAUUAAAACAACCCAUGCUCAUCUAGUGUACCUCUGUAGUUUUUCCUGUCAACAGACACCCGGCCCUUUUAUUGAUUCAGUUUAGCUAAGGAAAUGGUUGUAUAACAGUGUCAUAAAUAGACGGUAGCAAGGCUCAAAGUGGAGUCCAAGAUACUUGUUCUUGAAUGUUUGCAGUGAAUGGAAGAUAUCCCUUAUAUAGUGUUGUGAUUUUUGAUCGACUACACUACCUUUGUGCAAUGAAAACAAAGACUACUGGGGACAGCAGAAGGCAUGAAAAAAUUGUCAUCUGUUGCUGGGUCCGUUGUUUAGGCUGAUCAGUGUAUGAUGUUUCUACAAGCUCCAGUAACACUGCUGUUGAGGUUGGUGGUAUGCAAAGAUGUCUUAUUUCAAGAGUUGUGGGAAAAUCUGCUGUAAAACAGGCAUGGCUGAAACUGUUUUCUUCAUCUCCGUUAUAAAUACCUUGAGGCAAGGGUACUAAAUGGUAUUUUUUCAUUUGUGUAGAAUAUAUUAAAGUGAUGCCUAUUGGAGAAGGAAGGAGAGGGUACAGGGAAUAAUCAAGUAGUGCUGUUACACAAGUAAACACAGGUAAAUUCUACUUUCUGGUCAACAGAAUGCAUUUUUUUUUAACUGGACCUGUGUGACUGUCUAAAUAUAGCAGCUAUCAAUGUUUAUAUAUUAAUUCUUGCUCCACAAUACAUGCCAGAAUUCCUAUGGAUUUUUUUGUAGUACACUUUGGGGAGAAUGUACUUUUAAGCAUAAACUGGGUGCUCUGCUAGCAGAGGAGAGUCCAAAGCUAUUGAAAGGAACAGCAAGUAGCAACAGUAGUCAUUCCUGGAGCUUCAGGAAGCACAAACCAGACAUGAAUAUCACUGAACCCUAUCAAUAAAGAUUGGCUGUUUACACUGGGUUUUGAUGGAGUAAGUGUAACCAGGGCAAGGGGCCUAUAUCCCAGCAUGUAUUACUAUACUGUACUUUGUACUGUGUGAAUAUUUGUAAUAAAUUGGGCUGUUUCAUGCAUGACUUACAGCAACAUAAUCAAAGCGGUGUGACAUUCAGCAUAUGUUGUUAUAUCUGUAGGUUUAUUGAACUGAGUC
Tyto alba (common barn owl) is the source of this 3486-nucleotide messenger RNA. It is a transcript of the gene C1QTNF12, whose product is annotated as C1q and TNF related 12. The transcript has 9 exons. The record is from RefSeq and is a predicted model, not a curated record. Gene Ontology annotation, molecular function: hormone activity. NCBI's taxonomy places the organism in Eukaryota, Metazoa, Chordata, Aves, Strigiformes, Tytonidae. The coding region runs from base 207 to 1169 and encodes 320 amino acids. Gene Ontology annotation, biological process: negative regulation of gluconeogenesis; positive regulation of insulin receptor signaling pathway; positive regulation of D-glucose import across plasma membrane.